UUAUAUAAUUAAAUUACAAAUAUGUCCUUCCAGUCAUACUCAUACGUUUUCAAGUACAUUAUUGUAGGUGACUCUGCAGUGGGCAAGAGCUGCCUUCUUCUGCAAUUUACUGAUAAGAGGUUUAAAAGCACCCAUGACCUCACCAUUGGAGUAGAAUUUGGCUCCAGAACUGUCGAAAUUAAUGAUAAAGCAAUUAAAUUACAAAUUUGGGACACAGCCGGCCAAGAGUCAUUCAGAUCUAUUACAAGAAGUUAUUACAGGGGAUCCAUCGGCGCACUCCUGGUUUACGAUAUCACUAAGAGACAAUCUUUCGAGAACUUGCAGAAGUGGAUGGAAGAAAUGAAAGAGAACGCGUACUCCAAAAUGACAACUAUCCUCAUAGGCAACAAAGUGGACCUCGAAACUGAGAGACAGGUCUCUUACGAGGAAGGCCAAGCCUUCGCUAAAAAGCAUGACCUUGUAUUCUACGAGACUUCUGCUAAAUCAGCACAUAAUGUUGAGAAAGCCUUUCUGGCUAUCACCCAACAAAUUUAUUCAAAUUUAGAGAAUGGUGAAUACAACAUCCAUAAGGAGAGCAUUGGGAUUAAGCCAGGCAAUACUCUUCCAUCUCAUAUUACAAGCAGCCUUAAGGAUAAGAAGGUAGAAAAGAAGAAAGGAGAUGGGUGUUGUUAAUCAUAAUUCUAACAGAUAAUUCGUAUCCCAAACCAAAUUGAAUUUA
This is a messenger RNA of Moneuplotes crassus, 718 nucleotides long. Lineage: Eukaryota; Ciliophora; Spirotrichea; Euplotida; Euplotidae. The record is from the annotation of a GenBank genome assembly.